Drosophila nasuta is the source of this 546-nucleotide messenger RNA. RefSeq lists its product as uncharacterized. NCBI's taxonomy places the organism in Eukaryota, Metazoa, Arthropoda, Insecta, Diptera, Drosophilidae. The record is from RefSeq and is a predicted model, not a curated record. The transcript has 2 exons. Bases 7 to 546 code for a protein of 179 amino acids.
UCUGAAAUGCAAUUACCACAACGCAAUAUGAAGUCUUCUGCUCAAAUUGUUCUUUUGACAUCGCUGGCAACGUGCUGGGCCAGCAAACUGUACAGCGUGGAAAUUAUACUAUUCGAAGCCUUGGAAGUGGAGGGCGAACCCAUUAUUGAUUUCACUGACAUUCGUUUAAUGGGUCGCGAGCGUGCGCUCAAUGGAACUGUUCGCAUCAACGAGGACAUGGAUGCGGCCAACUUUCAGAUGUCGGUGGACUUUCAAACUGAUCCGCUGCGCAAUGGCGAGUGGCGAAACAUGAUCUUCUCGGUGCCGCAGAUGAACAUUUGUCGCGCCAUGCGUUUGUAUAUUGGCACUUAUGGCAAAUCGACGCUGCAACGCAGUCAACACACGAAUCUGCCCUUCGAUGGCAAGCAUUGUCCUUUGCCUAAGGGCACAUAUUACAUUAAGGAUUUGCUAAUGAACAGUGAUACUUGGCCGGAAAUAAUGCCCAUCGGAUAUUUGAAUGGGAAUUUUCGCUUCUUAAAACGUGGCAAACUAAUUGGGAGGUGUUAA